Molecule: messenger RNA, 3725 nt
Organism: Anolis sagrei ordinatus
Lineage: Eukaryota; Metazoa; Chordata; Lepidosauria; Squamata; Anolidae
Source: RefSeq, a predicted model, not a curated record
CAGGCGGGAUUGGACCCUUCCUGAGGCGAGGAAGGUGGGAUUUGUGCCUGUGUGGUGUUUUCGCCGAGUUGAAAGGCCGGGACCAGGAACAGAGGCGCUGAUUGCAGGCGGAAGGAGGAGGAGGAGGAGAAGGAGAUAGAGGUAUAUUGCAAAAAUGUCUGACAGUGAGGACAGCAACUUCUCUGAAGAUGAGAGCGAACAUAGCAGUGAACCCGAAGAGGUAGAGGAGAAUGAGGCAGAAGAAGAGCGCGCCAGUACCGUCGGCAGCGAAAAGGAAGAAGUAGAGGAAGAGGAGGAGGAGGAGGAAGAAGAAGAAUAUGAUGAAGAGGAGGAGGAAGAUGAUGACCGGCCUGCAAAGAAGCCGAGACAUGGAGGCUUUAUUUUGGAUGAAGCUGAUGUGGAUGAUGAGUAUGAAGAUGAAGAUCAGUGGGAAGACGGCGCUGAGGACAUUCUGGAGAAAGAAGAGAUCGAAGCCUCCAAUAUUGACAAUGUGGUUCUGGACGAGGAUCGCUCCGGAGCACGGAGACUACAGAACUUGUGGAGGGACCAGCGUGAAGAGGAACUGGGCGAGUAUUACAUGAAGAAGUACGCCAAAUCCUCAGUGGGCGAAACUGUUUACGGUGGCUCCGACGAACUCUCUGAUGACAUCACACAACAGCAGUUGCUGCCUGGAGUGAAGGAUCCCAAUCUGUGGACUGUGAAAUGUAAGAUUGGAGAAGAGCGGGCCACAGCCAUUGCCCUGAUGAGGAAGUUCAUCGCCUACCAGUUCACCGACACACCUUUGCAGAUCAAGUCGGUGGUGGCUCCAGAACAUGUGAAGGGCUACAUCUACGUGGAGGCCUACAAGCAGACGCACGUCAAGCAGGCUAUCGAAGGAGUGGGCAACCUUCGGAUGGGCUAUUGGAACCAGCAGAUGGUGCCGAUCAAGGAGAUGACGGAUGUCCUGAAGGUGGUGAAGGAGGUGACCAACCUGAAGCCCAAAUCCUGGGUCCGGCUCAAGAGGGGCAUCUACAAGGAUGACAUCGCUCAGGUGGAUUAUGUGGAGCCAAGUCAGAACCAGAUCUCGCUGAAGAUGAUUCCACGCAUCGAUUUUGACCGCAUCAAAGCCCGCAUGAGCCUGAAAGACUGGUUCGCCAAACGGAAGAAGUUCAAACGUCCCCCUCAGAGGCUCUUCGAUGCUGAAAAGAUCCGGUCUUUGGGUGGCGAUGUGGCCUCCGAUGGGGACUUCCUCAUCUUUGAAGGCAACCGGUACAGCCGGAAAGGGUUCCUCUUCAAGAGCUUUGCCAUGUCUGCGGUGAUCACAGAAGGAGUGAAGCCCACUCUGUCUGAGCUGGAAAAAUUUGAGGACCAACCAGAAGGCAUUGACUUGGAGGUGGUGACCGAAAGCACAGGAAAGGAACGGGAACACAACUUCCAGCCCGGUGACAACGUGGAGGUGUGCGAAGGGGAGUUGAUCAACCUGCAGGGCAAGAUCCUGAGUGUGGAUGGGAACAAAAUCACCAUCAUGCCAAAGCAUGAAGACCUCAAGGACAUGUUGGAGUUCCCGGCCCAGGAAUUGCGCAAAUACUUCCGGAUGGGGGACCACGUGAAGGUGAUCGCGGGGCGCUUUGAAGGCGACACGGGACUCAUUGUGCGCGUGGAGGAAAACUUCGUCAUUCUCUUCUCUGACCUCACGAUGCAUGAGCUCAAAGUCCUGCCCCGGGAUCUUCAGCUCUGCUCGGAGACGGCUUCCGGUGUGGACGCGGGCGGGCAGCAUGAGUGGGGGGAGCUGGUGCAGCUGGACCACCAGACUGUCGGCAUCAUCGUCCGGCUAGAACGGGAGACCUUCCAGGUCCUCAACAUGUAUGGCAAAGUGGUGACGGUCAGGCACCAGGCUGUGAACCGGAAGAAAGACAACCGAUUCGCCGUGGCCUCGGACUCCGAGCAGAACAACAUCCACGUGAAGGACAUCGUGAAAGUCAUUGACGGGCCGCACUCGGGCCGAGAGGGGGAGAUCCGGCAUCUCUUCAAAGGUUUCGCCUUCCUCCAUUGCAAGAAGUUGGUGGAAAACGGGGGCAUGUUUGUGUGCAACGCGCGCCAUUUGGUCCUGGCUGGAGGCUCAAAGCCUCGGGACGUCACCAAUUUCACCAUUGGCGGCUUUGCCCCCAUGAGUCCCCGCAUCAACAGCCCCAUGCAUCCCAGCGCUGGAGGGCAACCUGGCGGCUUUGGGGGAGGCGGCAUGAGCCGAGGCCGUGGCCGCAGGGACAAUGACCUCAUUGGGCAGACUGUGCGGAUCUCCCAAGGGCCCUACAAAGGCUACAUUGGGGUGGUCAAAGAUGCCACGGAAUCCACUGCCCGUGUGGAGCUUCACUCCACCUGCCAGACCAUCUCCGUUGACCGGCAGCGACUCACUACAGUUGGUUCGCGGAGACCAGGCGGCAUGACUUCUGCUCACAGCCGGACCCCGAUGUAUGGUUCCCAGACCCCGAUGUACGGCUCAGGGUCUCGCACUCCCAUGUAUGGCUCCCAGACUCCGCUCCAUGACGGCAACCGGACCCCCCAUUACGGCUCCCAGACCCCGUUACAUGACGGCAGCCGGACCCCGGCGCAGAGCGGGGCUUGGGACCCCAACAAUCCCAACACGCCAUCAAGGGCAGAGGAAGAGUUCGACUACGGCUUCGACGACGAACCCACCCCUUCGCCGCAGGGCUAUGGAGGGACCCCCAACCCACAGACCCCGGGCUAUCCGGACCCUUCCUCCCCACAAGUCAACCCUCCCUACAACCCUCAGACCCCUGGCACACCGGCCAUGUAUAACACGGACCAGUUUUCUCCAUACGCCGUCCCUUCCCCUCAAGGCUCCUACCAGCCGAGUCCCAGCCCCCAGAGCUUCCAUCAAGUGGCGCCGAGUCCCGUGGGCUACCAGAACACCCAUUCGCCAGCCAGUUACCAUCCAACGCCGUCGCCAAUGGCAUACCAGGCGAGUCCCAGCCCUAGCCCCGUGGGCUACAGCCCCAUGACCCCGGGGGCUCCUUCUCCAGGAGGCUACAACCCACACACUCCGGGCUCCGGGAUCGAGCAGAGUUCCAGCGACUGGGUCACCACCGACAUCCAGGUCAAAGUGCGCGACACUUACCUGGACAGCCAAGUCGUGGGGCAGACGGGCGUCAUCCGCAGCGUGACGGGCGGGAUCUGCUCAGUCUACCUGAAGGACAGCGAGAAGGUGGUCAGCAUUUCCAGCGAGCAUCUGGAGCCAGUUACACCCACCAAGAACAAUAAGGUCAAAGUCAUCUUGGGCGAGGACCGGGAAGCCACCGGCGUCCUCUUGAGCAUCGACGGCGAGGACGGCAUUGUCCGCAUGGACUUGGACGAGCAGCUCAAGAUCCUCAACUUGCGUUUCCUGGGCAAGCUUUUGGAGGCCUAGAUGGAGGGGGAGUCGUGCGAGAGACAGAGAGCGGGUGGCUCUUUUCCUUCUUAGCGUAGCAUCUGCAGCCGUCUAUGGCGCAGCCUUGUACAGAAUGGCUCUUCUUUCCCUGUGGUGGGUGUGUGUUCUGUCGCCGCGUGUUUCCUCGGCCCAACAAGAGGCCUUGCCUUUUAGAGGCGAGAACUUUUCCGUGUGUGCAUACAGUGACUUCCGCUGAACACGGCCCUUCCAUCCCUUCGGAUGGGAUUCCAUGCCCUCUGCAGCACCAGCGCCGUCCAGCAUGUAGCUUCUUUUAAUAAAACCAUCCGACGCGCCCAACAAA